AUGCCUAUUGAAGAAAACUUUGAAUUCGAGUCAGACGCCUACCGAAAGGAGGUCAAAACUUUCACCAUUGCCAAACUUAAGCAGCAAGAGAAAGCCAUGGGACGAAAGUGCUUAACGAGUGGCUUUGCUACGAGUUUCGGGGUAGGCAGCGCAUGGUUUUCAGGAGGCCUAAGCUUGCUGCUGGCCGGUUAUAAAAGCCGAAGCACGUAUGUGGCUUACAAGAAACGGGAAAUCAUCCAAGGCGAGCUUCGUAGGCGUAACCAUGAGGUUGGCCAUAUCACCGCCAAAGACGCCGCCGUCUCGUGGUCGAUCGGGGCGAUUGCGGCUUUGAUUGGCAUGGAGAUAGGCGACUUUACUGCUGAAAUCACUAAUAUCGAAGAGAUGGGCAAGGGACUAGCACCUGGCGCGAACGAUAGCACAGGCCUAUUGACUGAUCCGGGCAAGGCGGCAGAGGGUAUGGCCGGUCAAGUCAGUCAAGUUGCCGCACACGCUCUAGGCGAGAAUGCCGCAAGUGUUGCUACACAAGUAGCAGCUGCAGAUGCCACUGCCUACCACGCGGGCAUGAUUCAGGCGAAGAUUGUAGAGGAACACUUGGGUAACGAGGCGACAGAAGCUGCGUUAGUAGCUCUUACGAAUCCACCCGAAGAACCGAAGCCUGGGUGCUUGCAUGUAGAACAUCUAUCGGAGCAGGGCAUUGUUACUGGCACUGUUGCGACUGCGAUCACGACAAUUACGAUAUUUGCCUCAAGUGCAAAACAAAAGAUAUCGGCUGCAAGAGUCGAAGUCACUCUUUGA
Messenger RNA from Daldinia decipiens, 795 nucleotides. RefSeq lists its product as uncharacterized. The record is from RefSeq and is a predicted model, not a curated record. NCBI's taxonomy places the organism in Eukaryota, Fungi, Ascomycota, Sordariomycetes, Xylariales, Hypoxylaceae. Bases 1 to 795 code for a protein of 264 amino acids. The transcript has 3 exons.